This is a messenger RNA of Pterocles gutturalis (yellow-throated sandgrouse), 742 nucleotides long. It is a transcript of the gene NDE1, whose product is annotated as nudE neurodevelopment protein 1. NCBI's taxonomy places the organism in Eukaryota, Metazoa, Chordata, Aves, Pterocliformes, Pteroclidae. The transcript has 5 exons. Gene Ontology annotation, cellular component: kinetochore; kinesin complex; centrosome. Gene Ontology annotation, biological process: cell migration; establishment of mitotic spindle orientation; vesicle transport along microtubule. Gene Ontology annotation, molecular function: microtubule binding. The annotation marks the transcript as partial. The record is from RefSeq and is a predicted model, not a curated record.
AAAUGAAACAGGAGUUUUAAACUUUGAGAACUCAUCAUGGAAGACUCAGAAGGACAUUGCUUCAGCUCAGUGGAAGAGGAAACCAGAUACUGGAAAGAGUUGGCUAUGAAAUACAAGCAGUGUGCUGAGAAUACGCAGGAGGAAUUGCGUGAAUUCCAAGAAGGGAGUCGAGAGUAUGAAGCUGAACUGGAGACUCAGCUGCAGCAAACAGAGUCCAGAAACAGAGACCUUCUGUCAGAAAACAAUCGUCUGCGGAUGGAACUGGAGUCAGUUAAGGAAAAGAUUGAAAUGCAGCAUUCAGAAGGAUACAGGCAAAUCUCUGCGCUGGAAGAUGAAUUGGCACAGACAAAAGCUAUUAAAGAUCAACUUCAGAAAUACAUUCGAGAACUUGAGCAAGCAAAUGAUGACUUGGAAAGAGCAAAAAGAGCCACUAUAAUGUCUCUGGAGGAUUUUGAACAGCGUUUAAACCAGGCUAUUGAACGAAAUGCUUUUCUGGAGAGUGAGCUGGAUGAGAAAGAAAACCUUCUGGAGUCCGUGCAGCGCCUGAAAGAUGAAGCUAGAGAUCUACGACAAGAGCUUGCGGUGCAGCAGAAACAGGAGAAACCCAAAACACCAAUGCGAACUACCCUGGAAACAGAAAGAACAGACACUGCAGUUCAGGCGUCCUUAUCUGUGCCUUCAACUCCCUCGGUACACCGGGCACCCAAUGUCAACAUACCCACCCCUGCGACAUUUAGGAGAG